GCUGGCAAAACGGUUGCACAGCGACUGCCGGUGUUCAUUGCCCGACGGCCGCUCUCGCUAUUCCACCGACACCCCCGGAACGACUCUGUUGCAUGCGGUUUUCCUGGAGACGUGUCACUUCCCCCUGGAUGUUGGUCCACUGGUAGAAUUGCCAUGCACCGAUUUCGUUUUUGAACUGUUCAUAUUGCUAUUGUUACUAUCCGUCGUCGGUUCGGCCGAUCGUACGCGUCGGUUUGUUUUUUUUUUUCCGGCUUUAUUUAUUUACCUGUUUUUUUAUAGUAUUUCCGGUCAACGCGAACGAUCUACCGGCAAGAGGAGGCAUUUUCCAUCCGAAUCCGUGGACGACUGGACCGAGGUUUAAAAGUGCAGCAAUGUAAUGGAAAAAGAUGGUGAACGGUACGAUGAAUCCAUACCGUCCGGCCCGGCACACCAACACGCCGGUGAACAUUCAAAAAAAUGGAAAUUAAACCGUGGGGACGUACGCGGUUCGAGUCGUGGUCCCAGCCGGAGUUCCUACAGGAAUUAUUAUUGUCGCCGGCGGGGAGAGGAGGUAAUGCUGUUGGAGCCGAUCCGAUCCGACCAGGUCCGAUACCUCGUUGGACUUAACGGCUCGCCAAGCAUACAAGUGUUCCGUCCGUCCCAGUACCAAUCGAAGUCGAAAUAGUGAAAAAUCCAUCUUUUGCUGAUAUCAAAUAUGUCCGUUGCUUCAGUUAUUUUUGCGGUGUUCUGUGAUCUUACAGAAAUCCAUAUGUUGUUGGCGGUUUAACUACAUGCACCAUGUAAUCUCAUAAAUUAAUUUCAUUGAAAAAGUUUCUAGUUUUUAGAUGGAGGAGCAAACGGUCAACAUUUCCACGGUCGGUCCGCCGGACAACUGGACGACGGUGAUGUCGACCGAGUUUGCGCCGGUCCUGUCGCCGUUCGAACCCUGGCAAAUGGUCAUCAUCGUCACGGUCGUCGGUAUCUGUAUGAUAUUGACCAUUACCGGCAACAUACUCGUGCUGGUGUCGUUCAUCGUCGACCGGACCAUACGGCAACCGAGCAACUACUUCAUCGCGUCCCUCGCCGCCACGGACAUGCUCAUCGGCACAGUGUCGAUGCCGUUCUACUGCGUUUACAUUCUGCAAGGAUAUUGGGACCUGGGACCUUUGUUGUGCGAUCUCUGGCUGUCCGUCGACUACACCGUGUGCCUAGUGUCCCAGUACACGGUGCUGCUGAUCACCGUCGACCGGUUCUGCUCGGUUAAAAUAGCCGCCAAAUACAGGAGCUGGCGGACCAAAGACAAGGUCAUGUGGAUGGUGGUGCUCACCUGGAUCAUACCAGCGCUGCUGUUCUUCACCAGCAUAUUCGGAUGGGAACACUUUGUGGGCUACCGCGAUCUGUUGCCGGGCCAGUGCGCCGUGCAGUUCCUCAAGGACCCGGUGUUCAACACGGCGUUGAUCAUCGGCUACUUCUGGACCACGUUGAUCGUGCUGUUCGUGCUGUACGGCGGCAUCUACAAGGUGGCGUACGAGAUGCAGAAAAAGAGCGAGGCCAAACAACGGAAAAUGCAGUCCAUGGUGGCCUUGAGCGCGGGAACGGUGUCGGGCAUGGCCGGGCACGCUGCCGGCAUCGGCAUGUCCAAGACGCAGAGCACAUUGCUCGUGCAGGAAAAACCGGCACAGGCGCAGGGAACAGCGAAGCCGUCGAGCGCGGGAGUCGGAACAACGACGUCGGAACAGGCUGCCGCUGGCGACUACGAAUCGAUGCCGCCGACCGAAGACAAACAUCAAGCCACCGCCGUUGUGGUCGUCGACAAGGAGAGGUCGAGCAGCCCCGCGUUUGAGUCUGACGAAGAAAGCACUACUGGUGACAAGCAGAUCAACUGGCCCAGGAAAAAAUCCGUCGCCGAACUCAUCGUCCAGUCGGCACUGGUGCAACGUUCUAAUAGCGGCAUCCAUUUGUCACCGUCCGACAAUCUCAUACCGUACGGUUCUGAGUCGCAACAAGCGCAUGCCCAAAUCAUAAGGUCUUACUCCAAUACUGCCGUCAACUCGGACCGGGCGUAUUCAUCGCCGCCGCCCCCUCCGACACCUGUGUCCAAUGGCCAACAGUCGGACCGAUGUAGUCUGUUGACAUUUCAGCGACCGCCAGCCGAGAUGGGCAACGGUCACGUGGACGCCCUGGUCGGCAUGGACACCGGCGAACUAAACUUCAUGGACGAGAGUUCGAUAAUUGUAGGAUCGCCCACGUUCGAGAGUCCGACCAGUAGCAGUUCCAUGUACGACUCGUCGUCGGCACAAUGCUCGCCGGCACACGGAACGUUCGCGUCAUCUUCGCUGCUACAGGCGGCACUCAUUAGGGCGGCGGCCGCGCAACAACAACAGCAACAGACGACGUCUGUGACCAAGGUGAACACGGCAGUGACGAUGGACGACAGGGCCAGGAUGACCACCACGGUUGUGACGGCCACAGACGACAUGGGGUCCGCCGUAGUGGACAAGUCGUCGUCGGAGACCACCAAGAGCGAGAAGAGGGAAGGUAGUUCCCGCGGCGACUUUGUUCGGACUCUUGGCAAGCGGCUGAAGGCGAAGCGGCCCAAAGUGUCUGGCCGGCAAAAGUCCAAGUCGGAGAACAGGGCGCGCAAGGCGUUCCGAACGAUAUCGUUCAUACUCGGCGCGUUCGUGGCCUGCUGGACGCCAUACCACAUACUAGCGCUGAUCGAGGGUUUCUGUUCGAAGCCGCCGUGCACCAACGAACGGCUGUUCCUGUUCUCUUAUUUCCUGUGUUACGCCAAUAGUCCCAUCAACCCCUUCUGCUACGCUCUGGCCAACCAUCAGUUCAAAAAGACACUGACCAGAUUAAUGCGGGGCGACUUUCAUAUAUCAUAAGAAACCUAUUAUUCUUGACGACUCUUACACCAGCACAAAUUAAAACUGAUCUCCAUCCCUUCCCAAACCAUAACAUAUCCGAAACCUUUCAAAUGGCAUCACGGAAAAAUUUCUAUUGAUUUUUAGACCGUCCAGGAAACUCAACAGGCACUUAUAAAUGUAAGUCCUCGUGCAGUGCGAGAUCCCACAUCACCUAGAUCUUUAGGAAAUAGUAAAAAUAUUUAUUAUCUUUGACAAGCACGUCAGCUUUAAAAAAAACCGAAACAUUUACUUUCAAUAAUGUUUGGGUUUAAAGCAUAACCGCCUGCUAAAAAAAUUUAAAAAAACCAUAGCUUAUUCAAUAAAAAUGUCCAAAUCAAGCUUAAGCAUAUUUUAAUUAAAACUCGUAUAUUUUUAAGUUAUAUCUUAAAAUUAACAUUAUGCUACUUACAUAUUAUAUAGUAGACGAAAUUAUCCACACUAGUUUUUGUACUAUGGUUAUGCUUUUCAUCUAAUCGGUAAGGCACAAGCUUAGAAGUACAACCCUUGUUUUUUACUACCCCUUAUCAUUUGUGUAACGAGAAUAAACAUUUUUGCUAUGACCCUCUUUUUUUAAGCGCAAUAAUAUUAUAAUUCAUUUUCGUGCCAAGAUUUUAAUUUUUUUUUUUUUGUGUAUACAAAAAUACCUUCACAUUAUGAUUAUAGUCGACAAGACAGAAUGAGAACGAUUUAGCUACACAAUUCCGUCACACGUUAAUACCCUCGGACCAUCCUUACCGUUAUUUAUUUACAUCUAACAUGUGUGUCUGCCUAUCUAGGAUAAUAACUCUGUAAAAAGAAUUUAAAAAAAAGAUUCUAUGUAAAUAAUGUGUAUGUAUAAUAUAUUUAACGUCACAACUGUAACCGGAUUUUGUUCGUCAAUUUCCAUGUUUACUUAAAUAAUCAAAAAUGUUUGUUUAGUACGGUAAGCUUUAAUCAUUAUGAGCUUUUUUUUUUUUUUGUAAGCGUGUAUUGUAAAUAUUGCAUUGUGUAUGUAAGAACAGGGUAACAUCCAUACUGUAAAUUUUGUUAAGUGUAUCAUAUGUAUUCCAUGAUUAUGUUUUUUAUAUUACUAUUAUAAAAAACCAAUGUGAUAUCCAGUAAUGUUUAGGUAAGCAUCGCGACAAUAUAUACUGAUACUAGUAAAUUACUUUGUUCAGUUAAAAAAAAAAUAAUGUGUAAAGCUUGUUUUCAAAAAUAUUGUCUUAAUUUGGUUGAUAAAACAAAAACGAAUCCGGUUCACGGAUUAAUUGAGCCCUAAUCCGUCAAUGGCAUUCGUUUUUUUAUGAUUUUUAUUUAUUUAGUUUAUAGACCU
Molecule: messenger RNA, 4200 nt
Organism: Adelges cooleyi (spruce gall adelgid)
Lineage: Eukaryota; Metazoa; Arthropoda; Insecta; Hemiptera; Adelgidae
Gene: mAChR-B
Product: muscarinic acetylcholine receptor M1
Exons: 6
Coding region: 825-2867 (680 amino acids)
Biological process (GO): adenylate cyclase-inhibiting G protein-coupled acetylcholine receptor signaling pathway; G protein-coupled receptor signaling pathway, coupled to cyclic nucleotide second messenger; chemical synaptic transmission
Cellular component (GO): membrane; synapse; dendrite
Molecular function (GO): G protein-coupled acetylcholine receptor activity; G protein-coupled serotonin receptor activity
Source: RefSeq, a predicted model, not a curated record